UCAGCGGGAGAAGGUGUGGGGCGUGCCGAGGCAGCGGGGAGAAUCCGGUCAAGCUUUACGCCGCUGCGCAGAUGCCUCUCACGGGCCGGACGUGACGUAGGAAGAGUUCCGGCUUCGGCCUUCGCCGCUGCCGCCGCUGGUACAGCCGCCGUCGCCGCCGCCGUCGGGGCUUGUUAUUUCUAAAAUGGCGCCCCUAGACUUGGACAAGUAUGUGGAGAUCGCGCGGCUGUGCAAGUACCUGCCGGAGAACGACCUGAAGCGGCUAUGUGACUAUGUUUGUGACCUCCUCUUGGAAGAGUCAAAUGUCCAGCCAGUAUCGACACCAGUAACAGUGUGUGGAGACAUACACGGACAGUUUUAUGACCUUUGUGAGCUAUUCAGAACUGGAGGUCAGGUUCCUGACACAAACUACAUAUUUAUGGGUGAUUUUGUAGACAGAGGUUACUAUAGUUUGGAGACCUUCACUUAUCUUCUUGCACUAAAGGCUAAAUGGCCCGAUCGUAUUACACUUUUGCGAGGAAAUCAUGAAAGUAGACAGAUAACACAGGUCUAUGGAUUUUAUGAUGAAUGCCAAACCAAAUAUGGAAAUGCUAAUGCCUGGAGAUACUGUACCAAAGUUUUUGACAUGCUCACAGUAGCAGCUUUAAUAGAUGAGCAGAUUUUGUGUGUUCAUGGUGGUUUAUCUCCUGAUAUCAAAACACUGGAUCAAAUUCGAACCAUUGAACGGAAUCAGGAAAUUCCUCAUAAAGGAGCAUUUUGUGACCUGGUUUGGUCAGAUCCUGAAGAUGUGGAUACUUGGGCGAUCAGUCCCCGAGGAGCAGGUUGGCUUUUUGGCGCAAAGGUCACAAAUGAGUUUGUUCAUAUCAACAACUUAAAACUCAUCUGCAGAGCACACCAACUAGUGCAUGAAGGCUAUAAAUUUAUGUUUGAUGAGAAGCUGGUAACAGUAUGGUCUGCUCCUAAUUACUGCUAUCGUUGUGGAAAUAUUGCUUCAAUCAUGGUCUUCAAAGAUGUAAAUACAAGAGAACCAAAGUUAUUCCGGGCAGUUCCAGAUUCAGAACGUGUUAUUCCUCCCAGAACAACGACGCCGUAUUUCCUUUGAGGCCUUCGCCCAUCCUGCUGACCCAUUUUUCUGCCCUCUUCUUACCCCAACUUUUGUGUGUUACCCUCUACAAUAUACUUUUUAUUGAGCACUUUGCUGCUGAAAUGCUGCCUCUUGCCUUUUUUUUUUAAUUUUAAAUUAUCUAAAUUUAUUGUUUGUUAUGGUGUCUAUAGCAAUGUUUUUCUAUCAAUUUUCUCCCCCAUCUCAUCCCCACCUUGGACUCAUUUGAGAAGACUUGAGAAAUGUCUUCAUACUCACACUGCUGCAUGUGGCUCUUGCUUAUUUACUGGUCUGGGGGAAACAGGAUGUGUUUCCUUUUUUAAAAAAAAGCCAAUUGACAGAACAGACUACACUGAAAUACUUCUCCUUUUGUAUCACUCAGCCUUUUGUUUUUAGUUUGGUAAGUUUUAAGAAAUUUCAGCAGCAAAGUUGUUAUUCAUUGGGCACGAUGGACUGAAAAUGCCUCGAGUUAUGUAUACCUGUCCCAGCUGUAAACUUCAUUGUCCUUUGUUGGAUAUUUUAAAUGGAUAUAAAAUAAAUUGGUCUAAAGGGCUGCCCUCCUUGUUGUGUUUUUAAAUUUUAGUUAAAAACUGCUACAGCUUAUGACUUUGUACAUUGAUAAUUGUAUUGAUCUUUUUUCAGAUUCCUUGUAUUUUUUAAUAAAGUAAUCUUAAAUAAAACCCAGAUAGGUUAAAGUGUUAGAAAUUUUAAACAACUUACAUUGUUAGCUUAAAGUUAUUCUUCUUUUCUUUUUUCCUAGUCAGAAUUCUUGACCCUUUGGUUAUUGAGUUUAAAACUUCAACUUAAAUUCAAUACUAUUUAUUUAGAAAAAAAAUCACUAAACUGUGCCUAAAGAACAUAACUGCCAUAUUAAUGUUUUGGUUUAUAUCCUCUAUAGUAAUAGAAAAACAUUUAAUACUUGUAACGCUGAUAUAUUCAUUUGAUACCAGUUGAGUAGAAUGUGAUCAAUCAAUCCAGUUUACAAUCUAUCAUGAGUAUCAUUAAGUAAAAUCUAUGUACUUUUUAAUAGGAAUCAUUCUUCUCUUGCUGUAACACUUGACCUUAACUUUUAGAAAGUGUUCAUUUUUUAACUGCAACUGGAAAGGUUGAAAAGUCAGGACUCUUGUAUUUGUGAACUGUAAUCCGAAGCAGAUUUUAAAAAGUUUAGAAAGAAACAAAUUGUCCUUUUUUGUAAAGGUCUGUGAUACCAUGUUUUGGCUUUGUGUAAGUAAUUUGAAUAUCCAAAGGGUUGUGAUGAUCAGUUCUUGAUAUGCAACUGUCCACUUGAUAAGGACAAAUGUUCCAGUGUCUCUUAUGACUGUGGUCAUAAAUGAUGUUGGAAUUUACCAUUUUGUGAAAUAGUUGGUAUCCCUUUACUACUAUAAUUAAUUUUUGUCAUUCCAGGAACUCUUUGUGAAGCCAGCCAAUUAAUAAAGCACUUUAGCAUCUGU
Molecule: messenger RNA, 2553 nt
Organism: Equus quagga
Lineage: Eukaryota; Metazoa; Chordata; Mammalia; Perissodactyla; Equidae
Gene: PPP6C
Product: protein phosphatase 6 catalytic subunit
Exons: 7
Coding region: 185-1102 (305 amino acids)
Biological process (GO): G1/S transition of mitotic cell cycle; peptidyl-serine dephosphorylation
Cellular component (GO): cytoplasm
Molecular function (GO): protein serine/threonine phosphatase activity
Source: RefSeq, a predicted model, not a curated record